UUUAUAGCACAAAAACCAAUAUGCCACUACAGCGAUCCUAACGUAGCAGAAUGCAUAAAGCGAGUUGCUGAUCAAGCCAGAACACUCCUUGCUCACGGCAUACCUUCGUUUGGAAUACAGCCUCUUGAACCACUAAAGGUUCCCAGUAUUAGGCUUAGGCAGCACAAUAUGCCUCAGAAUAAGUUCAAAUAUGAUGCUUGGUUAUCGGAUAUGGAGCUUAGUGGACUUACCAACUACACAUUUAACCAGUUAGAUGUUUAUCCCGAAGAAAUGAAAGUAACAGGAAAUAUAAGUUUACCUCACUUGGUGAUGUCCGGAGAAUAUGUGGUUAUUGGGGAGUUCCAAAUGUUACCGGUCGAGUCUACUGGAUUCAUUGCUGCAAACUUUACACAAUGCUCAGCAGCCCUGGAAGCACUCGGGGCGAAGGUUCAUAAGAGAAUCGUGAUUAAAGACGCAAAUGUAAAGCUCCGAUGCAUGGGGCCUCUUGAUGCCAGUUUAAAAGAAGCACAUUCAACAACUGGCGAGAUGGAAAUGGUAACAAAACACAUCGUUCACAUGCACGCGAAUGAACUAACAAAGGAGGUACAACCAGCCGUUGAAACUGCGCUUGCGAUGGUCCUUGAAGACAUAGCGAAUAAGUUCCUCAAACAUGUGCCACCGAACAUGGUGUUCCCGGCUUAGUGCCAUUUGUUUCUCUCCUUCUGUGUUGUCUCUUUUGUUAUCUGUGCAAUUGUAUUAUGUAUAGUUAUAAAGAAAUGGAAUUGGUGUUAUCAGUAACGCAGAAGGUGGCUGUCAAAUUUUAAAUUAAAUUGGAACAAUCAAAAAAGGGUGGGUGCGAUUUAAUUUAUUUAUAGAUUAUAGUUAGAUUAAGUUUGAACAGUC
Pieris rapae (cabbage white) is the source of this 882-nucleotide messenger RNA. RefSeq lists its product as uncharacterized. The transcript has 4 exons. Lineage: Eukaryota; Metazoa; Arthropoda; Insecta; Lepidoptera; Pieridae. The annotation marks the transcript as partial. The record is from RefSeq and is a predicted model, not a curated record.